This is a messenger RNA of Candoia aspera, 8809 nucleotides long. RefSeq names its product protein tyrosine phosphatase non-receptor type 21 (gene PTPN21). The transcript is spliced from 20 exons. Lineage: Eukaryota; Metazoa; Chordata; Lepidosauria; Squamata; Candoiidae. Bases 505 to 4167 code for a protein of 1220 amino acids. Gene Ontology annotation, molecular function: protein tyrosine phosphatase activity. Gene Ontology annotation, biological process: protein dephosphorylation. The record is from RefSeq and is a predicted model, not a curated record. Gene Ontology annotation, cellular component: cytoskeleton.
UUGCCUUGUGCUCCCGCAGCCUUCCUCUGUCAAGAAAAGGUGGCUGGCGGAGGGAAGCCCGCGUUGAUUCUCCUCCUCCCCCCUAACUUUUCGCCGAGUGGAAUGAUAUCCAGACUCAAUUUUUGGUGUUGUUGUUGUUGAGAGGCAGGAAGUGAGGCAUGUUCGCACUCUGAGCGCCUGAGAGAAGAGCCGAAGGCUGCUCUCUUAGACGGGACUUUCCUCCAUUCCCCCUUUCAGAAGGAAUAACCCAUGAAAUGGCUUUAUCUGAAGCGGUCUCGACGCUGCUCCCGGGAUUUUGCAGCUAAAGGAGACUUUUUUUGCCUUGGGUUUUCACAAUAGAAAUUUUGUGGAUGCUUCCUUUAUUCAGAACUUGGAAGAAAACCUGCCACGUUUUAAUGGCUGCUGCUGCUGCUGCUGGAUGAUCAUCUGCAACUCUUGACUUAACAGAAGAGACAACAUUGCUCGAUGGUUUCUGUGACUUCUUGUUAAUGACUGAAGGAAGAAAUGCCUCUACCUUUUGGGCUGAAGUUGAAACGAACUCGACGCUACACAGUAUCCAGCAAGAGCUGCUUGGUAGCCCGUAUCCAUCUACUUAACAAUGAGUUUGUGGAGUUCACACUGUCGGUGGAAAGCACUGGGCAGGAAAGUCUGGAGGCUGUGGCACAGAGACUUGAACUUCGAGAGAUUACCUAUUUUAGCCUUUGGUAUUUCAACAAGCAGAACCAGAGGAGGUGGAUAGACUUGGAUAAACCUCUCAAAAAACAACUGGAUAAAUAUGCAUUGGAGCCAACUGUAUUCUUUGGUGUGGUGUUUUAUGUGCCUUCUGUCUCUCAACUUCAGCAGGAAAUUACCAGAUACCAGUAUUAUCUACAACUGAAGAAAGACAUCUUGGAAGGAAACAUACCUUGCACAUUUGAACAAGCAAUUCAUCUUGCUGGCUUAGCUGUUCAAGCUGAUUUUGGGGAUUAUGACCAGUAUGAAUCACAAGAGUUUCUGCAGAGAUUUGCCUUGUUUCCUGUGGGUUGGUUGCAAGAUGAGAAGAUCUUAGAAGAAGCAACUCAGAAAGUGGCAUUACUCCAUCAAAAAUACAGGGGCCUCACACCACCUGAUGCAGAGAUGUUAUACAUGCAAGAAGUUGAGAGAAUGGAAGGUUAUGGUGAAGAGACCUACCCUGCUAAGGAUAGCCAAGGAAGUGACAUAUUCAUCGGAGCUUGUCUUGAUGGAAUUUUUGUCAAGCACAAAAAUGGUCGGCCUCCUGUCAUAUUUAGGUGGCAUGACAUUGCUAAUAUGACCCACAACAAAUCUUUUUUUGCAUUAGAAUUGGCCAAUAAAGAAGAGACAAUCCAGUUUCAAACUGAAGAUAUGGAAACAGCAAAAUACGUGUGGAGGAUGUGUGUGGCCAGACACAAAUUUUAUAGAUUAAAUAAAUGUAGCCUAGACUCCCCAGAUUCUUCGCCUGAGGAAGCCUCUCAGAAAUCUUUCCUCAUUCUUGCCUUUCCACGCUUUCCAAUCCUUUCUCGUCCUUCUCCGCCAAAAGGACAAGCUCAGACAGUGACAGUGAAUCCAGUUAGAAGGCGAUCAUCCUCCAGGAUGUCUCUGCAGCCUAAACCACAGCCUUACAUGAUGCCGCCACCACCACCUCAGUUACACUACAAUGGACACUACCCAGAACCAUAUACAUCCUCACAAGAUAAUCUCUAUGGGACUAACCAGAAUGGCUAUUACUGCCACUCUCAAACUAGCCUGGACAGAGCUCCGCAUGACUAUAAUGGCAGAAUCCGCAAUGGCAGUGUCUAUAGUGCUCACAGCACAAAUUCCUUGAAUAACCUGCAGCACUAUAUGCAGCCAUCACCCAUGUCCUCCAACCCAAGCAUUACCGGCAGUGAUGUCCUCCAUUCAGAUUAUGUCCCAUCGCAUCGGCAUAGUGCCCUAAUACCACCUUCUUAUCGGCCUACCCCAGAUUAUGAGACUGUGAUGAAACAACUAAAUCGAGGAAUGAUGAAUUCAGACAAACAGAGUCAUUCCAUGAGAAAUCUAAAUAUAGGCAAUUCAUAUGCUUACAGUAGGCCUGAUGCCCUGGUGUACAGUCAGCCUGAAAUCCGAGAACAUGCUAACGUUGCUUCCCCUCAUUCUGGUCACUACCCAUUUAACCUGAAUUACAGCUUCCACAGUCAGUCCUCAUAUCCGUAUCCUGCUGAAAGGCGCUUGGUUGUUGGAGCAGUGAGCGUUCCUGAGCUAACAAAUGUUCAGUUGCAGGCCCAAGAUUAUCCUGCACCGAACAUCAUGAAGACUCAAGUAUAUCGCCCCCCACCUCCUUAUCCUUAUCCACGACCCGCUAACAGCACGCCAGAUCUAUCUAGACACCUCUACAGCAGUAAUAGCAACCCUGAUCUCAUCACCCGACGGGUCCAUCACUCUGUCCAGACGUUCCAGGAGGACAGUCUGCCAGUUGCCCAUUCCCUUCAGGAAGUGAGUGAGCCUUUAACAUCAGCCCGGCAUGCUCAGUUGCAGAAGAGAAACAGCAUUGAAAUUGCUGGCCUGGCGCACAGUUUUGAGGCCAUGAGGAUUAAAGGGAGAACCAUGUCAGCAUCAACUGCAGAUGUGGCUUAUCCAAAGGUGAUCCCUGCUGGAUCACAGACUUCUGUUUUCCUAGGAAGGGCAAAACAAGAAAUUGAGGAGCAAGAGGACAAUGUGAAUUAUGGGCAUAAGAAAUCUCUUUCAGAUGCAACUAUGCUCAUUCAUAGCAGUGAGGAAGAGGAAGAAUGUGAAGAAGAAAAAAAGGCUAAUCCAGCUCUGCCAUUCAUCAAUGGAAAACCCCAGCUUCCUUCCCUAAUGGCAUGUUAUCCAACUGAAUCUUUAUUGAACUAUCCUUAUAGUUCUGUUGCCUCAUCUCCUGGCCCUUUACAUAUACAUGAGCCUAAAUUGCACAUUACUGAGACUGACAAGAGGGUAAAAGACGUGAGUCCCUCACACAUCAUGGGUGACUCUCAGUUGCUAAGGAGAGGAGAUGGGCUGUUAACUCCAUCUGUGUCCGAGUCUGACCUAACCAUUUCUGCCCGGUAUAGAGUGCGGAAGGAUUCUGUAAAGAAGAGACCAGUGUCUGAAUUACUGUCAGGGAAGAAGAAUAUUGUAGAAGGGCUGCCGCCUCUAGGGGUCAUGAAAAAGAACAGAGCUGAAGCUAAAAAAAUAGGACCUUUGAAGUUAGCGGCUCUGAAUGGACUAACAUUAUCUAGUCUUCCUCUGCCAAAUGAGGGGAAGGAGGAACCUCCCAGAGCAACAAAUGAUGAACGGUUCAAAGGUUUGGAACAACGGUUAGACCAAGGGAUGGUGUUUACAGAGUAUGAACGGAUUCAAAAGAAAAGGCUUGUAGAAGGUGACUGUUCAAUAGCCCGUCUGCCAGAAAAUGCAGAAAGGAACCGAUUCCAGGAUGUGCUUCCUUAUGAUGACACUAGAGUUGAGCUAGUCCCUACUAAGGAAAAUAAUACGGGUUAUAUCAAUGCAUCACACAUUAAGGUCUGUGUUGGGGGUAUGGAGUGGGAUUAUAUUGCUACCCAAGGUCCUUUGCAGAAUACAUGCCAAGAUUUCUGGCAGAUGGUAUGGGAGCAAGGGGUUGCCAUUAUAACCAUGGUGACAGCAGAAGAGGAAGGUGGCCGAGAGAAAAGCUUCCGAUACUGGCCACGACUUGGUUCAAGGCAUAACACGGUGACCUAUGGGAGGUUCAAGAUUACCACUCGAUUCCGGACAGACUCUGGUUGCUAUGCCACCACAGGUUUGAAGAUCAAACACCUCCUCACAGGACAAGAGAGAACAGUUUGGCAUCUUCAGUACACUGACUGGCCAGAGCAUGGCUGCCCAGAAGACACAAAAGGGUUUCUGUCAUAUUUGGAAGAGAUACAGUCGGUACGGCGCCAUACCAACAGUACUGCUGACCCUGCAAUUCCCAACCCCCCUCUGCUGGUGCACUGCAGUGCCGGUGUAGGAAGAACUGGAGUGGCCAUCUUAUCAGAGAUCAUGAUUGCCUGUUUGGAGCACAAUGAGGCAUUGGAUAUCCCACGAAUGCUAGAAAUGCUGAGGCAGCAGAGGAUGAUGAUGGUGCAAACCCUAAGCCAAUACACAUUUGUCUAUGGAGUUCUUAUCCAGUUUCUCAAGAGUUCGAGGCUUAUAUAAGUUUUCUCCACCCAACUUCGAAGUCUCGUUCUUUGCAAGAGUUUACAGAAGCAGAAGUUUGCCUUCCAGGAGAACAUGUUUCUCAUGUAGCCUGAAGAUUCUGAAUGCCACCUGACACUGCUUUUGCAGAGCAAGACGUGAAGUGCAUGGGCUCCUUCCUUAGUUCAUGCAGAAGAGGAAGGGAAUGCGUGCAGGUGUUUUGAAAUGGAAACAUACAUAUGUACACAGUGGUAUUGUGUUUUUCAUGUACUGAUGAGACCGUGUUGCUGGAGACAUACAACUGCUGAUCCUAUGAAGACACUACUGCACCAUACUGAAAAUCAUGAUGGUUAUUUUUUUAUUAAUUAAAAGCUAUGCCUAUGUAUACUUGUAGAUAUACUGUGUGUGAAAGAAGUGUGCCCUGUGUAGACAGUAAUCACAAAUGGCAUCAUUGUGCUUGAGUUUUCUACUCCAAUCUCUCUCUCUCUCUCUCUCUCUCUCUCUGUGUAUUAUACUGAUUUUAUAUUGGAACCAGCAUCAGCAAAAAGCCAUUAAAGGAAGCACUUAAUGCAGAGAGUGUUGGGCUUUCUUUUGUGAGGGGUGGGGCACUCCUCUAGAAGCUGCAGGCUACAGAUGGCACACAGUAAAAGAAAUUGAGUUUUUUGCUUAAGAUUUGUAAAGGGAAAAAGGAUUAAAGGUGACAGUGGCUGGUAAAGUUUGUGGUGUCAUAAAACAAGUAGUUGGCAAAUCUUUGAAGGAAACAAAAAGAAAAUGGGAUGGCAAAAGCCAGCUGCUUCUGUUUUAUCCUCCAACAGGAGAUGAUCGUCGGGUCACAUUCUAGGCCAAAAAGAAAAAGUAUUGCAAAUCCUAUGUAGCCCCUCAAAAUGUCAGAAAGUAAUUAUUGAUGAAGUGUAGCUCCAGAAUGAUUUGUUUAAAGAACAGUUUGCUACUUGUGGUUGAAAUCAAGCUGAAUACAGGUGAAUAUUUAAACACUUCUUAAAUAUUUUAUUUAUCUAGGAAAGCAGUAUGUUUAUCUGCUUAACAUACUGUACUAAAUUUUUGUUUUAGGAAAAGGGUUUGAACACGGAGUACAAAAGGACUUGGUUUAAUGUGGAAUGUGGCUAUUGGUUUGUAUAACAGCAAGUGGCUGUAAUAUUGCUUUUGUUUAUAAUUCCCUAUCAAGAAAGUAAAAAAAGAAAAAAAACGAACCUUUUUUGGAGUCACCAAAUUUAUUUAUCUUCUCUCCUGGAUAACAGCAGUCCCUCCAACAACUUUGUGCUAAACUUAGAAAGUCUACUUGCUUCUUAAAGCAGAAAUGAUUACUGCUUUAAUUGAGUUAUAGCUGAUGGAAACUACUUAUGAAAAGCAAAACAGUUAUGUAUUUUCCAUAAUGCUGUAUAAUGUCUCAAAGAGAUUGGAGGCAGGGAGAAAUGGAUGGACAGAUGUGUACAGCACAGUAAGUGUAGUGUGAUACCUUGAAUAACAUGGAGCUAUUUCUUCAAAGCAGCACUAUCUGGGCCUCUGAGAUUAUUGUAUAUUGUUAAGCCAGAAGUUAAAUCGAUCAGUGUUUGUGGUGCAGACUCUAAGUAACAUUUCUUUUAAACUUUAGCCAUGUCUGUUCUUGCGUUAUACACUCUCCAGUGAGAUGUCAAAAGAUGUAUCUGGGAUACUUUGAGUAUUUGAUUACUCUUCAUGGCAAAAAGAACAAACAGAAAAGUCAGAUUGGUUGGUACUAGUGAUGCUAAUUUCCAGUGUGCAAACUCAGUUUCCCUUGUUUUUUCACCCCUUGAGAUAUGUAUGUAUUAACUAGUUUUCUAGCUAAGUUUUACCAGGUGACAAACAGUAGCAGUUUCUGAAAAUGAUCCAUUUGAGAUGUGGGCUUUUGCCUAAAUUCCUUGAAGAAGCAUUUCAUUUUGAAAACACUAUCUUCUUCAAAAGAGCUUUUCAUCAAGUUAGAUAUCCUGCAUGAACUUUUAAAGGUGGGAUGGGGCCAUGCAUUAGAGAGGGCCGAAGAUAAAUUUGGAAGUGUUUGUAUGUACAAUACUGUACAGCAAUCUGCAAGAUGAUACUCCUAGGGCAUUCAUUUUAAUUUUUGAAAUGUAAUAUGGUAUACAAACAUGUAGUCCAAGUCUAUAAAGGUGUGUUCCAAAUCGUUUUCGAAAAUUCAAAUUUUAAUUUUUAGGGCUUGGUUAAAUUCUAUCUUUUGGCUCUUCUAAGUUCUGUGGAAAAAUAUUCACUGUAAUGUUUUCUGUAUAAUGAAAUUGUUCUCUGUUUAUUUUGGCCUGACUUGUGCAGCACAAGGUGGAAAGGGAGAAGUGGAAUUUUUAUGUUAUGGAUUAACCUAUUUUUGAGCUGAAUUGAAACAACAGCAGGUCUCCAGAGCUCAAGGAUUCUGCUUUUGUUUGUCUCUCAGGUGGAAUGUCUUUUAGCAGUUAUACUUACUAAGAUGUAAGAAAGAACAGGUUGAUUUCUCUGUUCUGUGCUUGAAUGAUCCAUAGCCUUAAUUAGCAUGUACUACAGAGCAAAAUGUACUGCAAAGUGUAGUCAUACUCAGCAUAUCUACAAUUAUAUGCACCUUGUUAAGUGAUUUCCAUGUGAACAAUGACGGGCUAUCGCAAGCAAUGUGAUUUAUAUGGUUGCUCUGCUGUUUGUGAUUGUAUGUGGUUUGCAGUUCUUAAAGCUAAGCUCAAGAUCAGACUUAUAAGCUAACACUCUUAUAAGCAAACAUUUUAGACCUAUUUCAGUGCAAUGAAGUGAAGAGUUCAGAAAUCUCAGUGGUACAAUAUUGUACUGUCCAAUCUUGGUGCAAUCCACAGGACUAUGGAAUUACUCCUUUCUUUGUGAGGCAUACUCUUUUCCUUCCUGUCCUGCAAAAAGCAGUUGUAGGUCAAGUUGCUCUAACAUUAGUUUGGGCCAGAGGGGAAAUAUUUUGAAGAAUGUAAAAGACUGGAAAGGGGGAAAAGGCUGCUCUCUGAAUUGUGGAUCUUGUUACUACAGUACUAUAGGGACCAGUUUCUUUGUCUUUCUCUUGCCAUUUUUUUUUUUUUUUUUGCACAUUACCCCUUUGGAAAAAUGUGCAGGUCCAAGCUGUAAUAUUGGAUAUUCUAGGUUAGUGUUUCUCAACCUUGGCAACUUGAAGAUGUGUGGACUUCAACUCCCAGAAUUCCCUAGUCGGCAUGGGGAAUGGCUGGCUGGGGAAUUCUGGGAGUUGAAAUCCACACAACUUCAAGUUGCCAAGGUUGAGAAACACUUGUCUGGAUCUUUGACUGAAGCAGACCCCUCUUGCAGUGUAUAGUGAGUCUUUCCAACUCAAUUCUUGCUCUAUUAUUCUGAACAAAUCCUUUGGGCAUAAUUUUCCUGAAACUGCAUUUUAUAUUUUGAACAAGCUACUAAAUGAACUAGUACUGUAUGUUGUUUGGCCAAAAUCAAUGUUGACAUGAUGCUGUGUUAUGAAAUGAAGAAAGUGCCACUGUGUUUUUUCCUCAAAGAAGUCCCAUGGUGCUAAAUAAAAUAGCAUUUGCUGUAAUAUAGAUGAAGCAAACCACAUAGUUUUGGUUAGUGUAUUAGAAUGCAUGUCUUUUAGAAAUUCCACUGCUUUAUUUAGUCCUCUAAUAUUUAAGCACAGAUUGAGAAGAAAUUAUGCCUAAACAUAUGGAGGGAAGUUAUGUGUCAUUUUGUUUUAUUAGAGCCACCUUUAAACAUGAAGGAAUUUGAAACCAUCUAAAAUGAGCUUCCAUGUUCCAGAAUAGGUUCACUAAACUAUGUUCCUAUUAAAUCUUCAUAAAAGCUCAAAAAAUACCCAAACCUUGCUAAAGCAUACUUUUUAACAGACAAAAUACAUAAAAUCAGAAAUAUCAGACUUUCUUCAUGAUGCUGUUUCCUUGUAUUAAUCUUGGACCCAAAAUAUGUCUGACCUCAUUUGUUGGAUUACUGUGAGAGACAGUUUGGAUUCAUAGGCUACUACAGUGGCAGGGAAUAUAUUUUGAAGUAUUCAGUUCUGUGCUUUUUCAGCCAAGGAACUACAUGGGUAAGGUGAAUGAACAGGGGUGUGCAUUCCCAUGCCAGUAGUAUCCUCCCAAGGGACUGAAUGGCACUUGUUUGGAAAGAACUGUGUCAUGAGCAUCAUUCAUGUCCUACCAUACUGGAGAGACCUUGCGUUGGAGUCCAAGAAAGCAACUCCCAUGUCUCUCUUCUAAAGUGUGAAGCUGUAGAGCUGGAAGUUAGUUUUUGGGGAAGGGACUGAUAUUGCAAGGUAUGUUGUAUCUUGAAACAGAUACCUCAACAUCCCACUAGCCUUAAGCAAUUAUAUCUAUGCAAGUGAAAGAGAUGAUGGUUUUUACACAAUUUCCCCUCUUCUUUUUUAUGUCAGUAUACAAGGAUUUUUGCAGUAUCUUGCUUGAACAAGUGUCUGAAAAUUCAAGUAUUAUUUUUUAAUGUCAAGCUAAAGUGUUUUUUUAAACAAUAAGCUCUACUUUAUUUCAAUCAAUAGUGUAAAAAUGUAUAAUUGCUGCAGCUUUAAAUCAUGUACAAUUGAGAUGGGUUUUUAAAACAAUGUGCAGAUUAUGUUUCAUAGGGUUGUUUUUCUUUGAUAUGUAAUAUAUGUGAAAUGAAUUAUAUCAUAGUCUAUUUUUGCCAUGAAAAUAAAUAUUUGAAGCGCUUAAAA